AUGUUGUCGUCUGUGAAACUGAUGGCACUGUCAUGCAGCGUCGUGGUCGUUUUCCCAACAAUUGAACUUUGUCAGAGUGAUAAGCUAUACUUAAAAAGCAGACACUUAAAUCAGGACAAACAUAGUAUUAACAUGAAGGCCAUCAUCGCUUGCUGUCUUCUUCUCGCUGUAACGGCUCAGGCCGCGGUCUGGGCCAAAGUGAAGCCUGUCUAUAGGACGCGCCCCACUUUGCGCCAUGCCGUUCGAAGCAAAAUCAUUGGUGGCAGCAUUUCCACCCCUGGACAGUUUCCAUAUCAGGUCGGUCUUUACCUUGACGGAAGUGGUUUCUGCGGUGGCUCUUUGAUCAAGGACGAUGUCAUUUUAACCGCAGGCCAUUGUGCUGAUGGAACUCGUAAUUUCAAAGCUCAUCUUGGAGCUCAGAACAUUUAUGACGAAACCGAGCCAACCAGGGUGAUCGUCACCUCCACCAAUGGCAUCCUCCAUGAGUUCUACAACCCCAGCACCAUCAACAAUGACAUUGCCGUCGUCAAGCUGACGGCCCCAGUUUCUGGAGCUGGAAUCGGCGUCGUCAGACUGCCCGCACGUUCUCAGCUUGGCGAGACUUUCAAUGGAGUCUCGGCGCGAGUGUCUGGAUGGGGAAGAACCUCUGAUUCCAUUGGCGCAAUCAGUUCCGAACUGAAAUUUGUCGAUGUGACUGUGAUCGACAACUCUGAAUGUGCCAGCUAUUACGGAAAUAUCAUCAACGACUCUAAAAUUUGCGUGGACACUCUCGGUGGAACCGCCGGAACGUGCAACGGAGACUCUGGUGGCCCCCUGGUCAUCACCGAGGCCGACGGUGAAGUCACUGAAAUCGGAAUUGUGUCCUUCGGAUCCUCCGCUGGCUGCGAGUCUGGUGCUCCCGCUGCAUUCACCAGAGUUUCCGAGUACUUGCCAUGGCUGGAAACUAACGCCGGAGUUACCAUUAGGCCGUAAAUCAGAAAUAAAGAAAUAGCUAAUGGAAAAUCCACAAUAAACAAAAAAGUUUUUAAUUUGUGAAAAAUAUUAUGAAUAUUCAAAAUAAAACAUAAAACCAUUGGGAAACUAUGGAGAGAUUAA
Neocloeon triangulifer is the source of this 1095-nucleotide messenger RNA. Its product is annotated as brachyurin-like. The transcript has 7 exons. The coding region runs from base 1 to 972 and encodes 323 amino acids. Gene Ontology annotation, molecular function: serine-type endopeptidase activity. The record is from RefSeq and is a predicted model, not a curated record. NCBI's taxonomy places the organism in Eukaryota, Metazoa, Arthropoda, Insecta, Ephemeroptera, Baetidae. Gene Ontology annotation, biological process: proteolysis.